GCACUCGCGCACCCGAGUGCUCCAGUUUCCCACGGCGCACUUGGCUCGGGCUUCUCGGCGGAGCGUGCAGUAACGCGAAGCCUCUGUUUCGGAGCACGGGACUGCACAAUGGCAGAGCAACUUUCCCCUGGAAAGGCGACGGAUCAGGUGUGCACCUUCCUGUUCAAAAAGCCUGGGCGAAAGGGGCCUGUAGGCCGCAGGAAGCGCCCGAUCUGCGACCCAGAGCCCGGAGACAGCAGCAGCAGCAGCAGCGACGAAGGCAGCACUGUGGUUCGCCGCGAAAAGAAGCGGGCGACCCACAAUCCGAUGAUACAGAAGACUCGUGGCAGUGGUAAACAGAAGGUGGUUUACUGUGAAUUGAGUAGCGAGGAGGAGGAGGGGGAUGGGAAGGGGAAUGAGGCUGAGACUCUCCGUGUGGUCUACAAGUCCACCCGCUCGGCGAAACCCGUGGGGCCAGAGGAUAUGGGGGCGACUGCUGUCUACGAGCUAGACACAGAAAAGGAGCGUGACGCACAAGCCAUCUUUGAGCGCAGCCAGAAGAUCCAGGAGGAGCUGAGAGGCAAGGAAGAUGACAAGAUCUAUCGGGGAAUCAAUAACUAUCAGAAAUACAUGAAACCCAAGGAUACAUCUAUGGGCAAUGCUUCCUCCGGAAUGGUGCGGAAGGGCCCCAUCCGAGCUCCCGAGCAUCUACGUGCCACCGUGCGCUGGGAUUACCAGCCCGACAUUUGUAAGGACUAUAAGGAGACUGGCUUUUGUGGCUUCGGAGACAGCUGCAAAUUCCUCCAUGACCGAUCAGAUUACAAGCAUGGGUGGCAGAUCGAACGUGAGCUUGAUGAGGGUCGCUAUGGUGUCUAUGAAGAUGAAAAUUAUGAAGUGGGAAGCGAUAGUGAGGAAAUACCAUUCAAGUGUUUCAUCUGUCGCCAGUCCUUCCAAAACCCAGUCGUCACCAAGUGCAGGCAUUAUUUCUGCGAGAGCUGUGCACUGCAGCAUUUCCGCACGACCCCGCGCUGCUACGUCUGCGAUCAGCAGACCAAUGGCGUCUUCAAUCCAGCGAAAGAAUUGAUUGCUAAACUGGAUAAGAAUCAGGAAGCAGAAGAGGAUGGGAACUUGACAGAGGAAAAGGCAGGUGAUGAAGUAGGUUCCUUGAUAGAUGGCUUGUGAAAGCAUCAAGAUAACAUCACUGACUCACACUCCCAAGAUGUCUUGCAGAAAUCAUUAAGCAGAAAGGACCACCUGGCGUUAAGAAGACCCUGGACAGGAUGCCACCACGAACUAAAAUGAGAUUAAGAAAAUUGCUGAAGCUUCAACAAGAACUGACCAAUGAACAACGCAGCCCACAACCCUGAACUUCUUACUCGUGCUUAAUCAUGAUAUUUUGCCUUUAAAACCCCCAAUUGUAAGCCAUCAGUGAUCUGGGUUUUUAAGUGAUAGCUUCCAGUUCUUCUUGUGUGGUGCCCUGCAAUAAAGCUACCCUAAUUCCUCCACUACAA
Molecule: messenger RNA, 1490 nt
Organism: Myotis daubentonii (Daubenton's bat)
Lineage: Eukaryota; Metazoa; Chordata; Mammalia; Chiroptera; Vespertilionidae
Gene: RNF113A
Product: ring finger protein 113A
Biological process (GO): snoRNA splicing
Cellular component (GO): U2-type spliceosomal complex
Molecular function (GO): metal ion binding
Source: RefSeq, a predicted model, not a curated record